GAUUGGUUUAAUGAUAGUGGGACGAGUGGUGACCAAUGGCGGAAUUGGUAAAAGUCCAAAGCUAAUCUCCGAGAUACACUCCUCCGACAGGACGAUUCCUACCAGCUGUGCCCGACACACCAUACAAGAUGGCCGAGAUCAACGCUUACAUAAAGGACUUCUACAACUCCACUGCCAUCAAAUGUGACUUCAUCUGCAAGGUCAAUGACUGGGACCUUACUCCUGACAUCAAGGAGAUCGUGGCUGAGCUUCACCCAGAGACAAUGAGGAGGUAUUACGGUUCCGGGCUUAUCAUUCCUGAAGGCAUUGAAGGAAAGCGUAUCCUUGACAUUGGAUGUGGAUCUGGUAGCCUCGUUUUCAUCUUGAGCAAGUUGGUUGGACCAACCGGAAGUGUUGUUGGCAUGGAUUUAACCCCAAAUCUGAUUACCGAGGGUAAGAACAGGGAGGACUACCACCGCGACAAAUGGGGAUACGACAAGAAAAACACCGAGUUCUUCGAAGGCAACGCCGAGAAUAUUUCCAACUUGGAGGAUGAGAGUUUUGACAUCGUUGUGUCCAAUGGUGUGUUUUGUUUGGUACCCAACAAAGCCAACGCGUUCGCCGAAGCCUUCAGGUUAUUGAAACCCGAUGGCGAAUUCUACCUGAACGAUGUGUACGGCGAGAAACCAGCCCCUCCAGAGAUGAAUAGCGACUUAAAAGCUUGGGACCUUGGCUUGACUGGAUCCCAGCUUCCUGGGGAAUUCCUUGCCUCGGCCAAGAAAGCAGGAUUCACCACUCCCUACCUGACUUGUGUCGGCCCUGUCAAUGUCAGUGAGGCCUAUAAGGCAAAGUUACCUGGAAGAAGGUAUAUUUGCGCGGGCAGCCGGAUGUACCGUUUGGCAGGCGGAAGUAACAGAGGGCCGGCUUCGGUGACGUACAAAGGCAACAUCAAAGGUCAUGAGUCAGAGUUGAGGUGGGACGUCAGUAUGACCUUUAAGAGUGGGAAGACGGUUACAGUGGACGGUGAACUUGCUACAGUUUUAGCCAGAACCCGCUACAGUGCGUUCUUCGACCUGGCGGACGCCCCCGGACCGGUCAACACUCAGCGUGGUCAGAACCCCUUCACGUACCUGGACCGGUUAGAAACCGGGGGGAAGAGUCUUCCCCAUAUCUACACGGUGGAGUAAGAGGCUACUGGCAAUGGCGUGAUGUAGGAAUGAAAGACGUCCAUGCUUGGUUACACGUUAUUGCCACUAAGGAACUGU
Messenger RNA from Haliotis rubra (blacklip abalone), 1244 nucleotides. Its product is annotated as arsenite methyltransferase-like. The transcript is spliced from 10 exons. The record is from RefSeq and is a predicted model, not a curated record. NCBI's taxonomy places the organism in Eukaryota, Metazoa, Mollusca, Gastropoda, Lepetellida, Haliotidae. Gene Ontology annotation, molecular function: methyltransferase activity. Bases 129 to 1166 code for a protein of 345 amino acids.